Messenger RNA from Periophthalmus magnuspinnatus, 2068 nucleotides. RefSeq names its product glucocorticoid modulatory element-binding protein 1-like. NCBI's taxonomy places the organism in Eukaryota, Metazoa, Chordata, Actinopteri, Gobiiformes, Gobiidae. Bases 287 to 1612 code for a protein of 441 amino acids. Gene Ontology annotation, biological process: positive regulation of transcription by RNA polymerase II. The transcript has 10 exons. Gene Ontology annotation, molecular function: RNA polymerase II cis-regulatory region sequence-specific DNA binding; DNA-binding transcription activator activity, RNA polymerase II-specific. Gene Ontology annotation, cellular component: nucleus. The record is from RefSeq and is a predicted model, not a curated record.
CAACCAGACAUACUGAAGACUGAAGUCUUGGCAACAGGAAAAGGCUGAAUGCUGAGCCCAAUCCUGGCGCUCAGAGCAGUGUGACCGAUUUACGCUUUGCGUGCGGACUACGACUUCUCGUGACACCGGGACAGAUGCUUCUCAGGCAAAUGCUGCCUUCAGUGCAGGAAGUGCGGCGAGGGAACAUAGCGCAUGCUCCCCUAACUCUGUGACAGGCGGAUGAGCUGUCUAUUGCUUUAACGCGCUGAGGCCCACGCUGAGAGCACAUAUUUAAGGUAAUCUCAAAAUGCUGAAAAAAGAAGAAUCCUCCCCAGUCAUCCUGCACCUGGAGCCUAUCCUACAUGGGAUUAAUAACGAAACUGCAGGGAGUGGUACAGUCUUGGCCAUAGAGACCCACCAUGAUGAGAGUAAAGCUGAGGGAGAGGAGACUGAGUAUGGCUAUCCCAUCACCUGUGGAGACAGCAGUGCAGUUCUUCUGAUUAAAAAGUUUGUUUGUCCUGGAAUUAAUGUGAGAUGUGUCAAAUUUAACAAUGAACUUAUUAGUCCCAAGCAGUUUGUAUAUCUGUCAGGAAAGGCUACAUUGAAGGACUGGAAACGAGCCAUUCGACUGGGUGGAGUUAUGCUCAGAAAAAUGAUGGACUCAGGCCAAAUAGAUUUCUAUCAGCACAGUACUGUGUGCAGUAACACCUGUCGCAGCACUAAAUGUGAUGUGCCGAUGAGCAGAGCCAUGGUCCAGCCCAGCCCUCCGAGUGUGACAGGAGAGGAUUUUAAUGAUGCAAUAGGGACUGAAGAACAUUCAGAGGUAAAAUCUGGUGCAGAAACAGAAGAUGGUGCUACUGCAAACCAAUCCCCUAAGCUAGCUACAACAAAUGGACAUCCUGCCAAGAGAGAGAGAAGUGACUCACCAGAUGGAGUACUAAGUCUCUGGAAAUCUGUGGCGGAAUCUGGAUUAAUGGGAAAUGUCUUGUCAAGUGUCCAGACUAAAUUAUUAUUGACUUUAAAAGAAAUCGAGGUUCGGGGUUUGAAUGAUGACUUACAGCUACAAGAUGCCGUCAUCCUUAAUACACUGUGUGAGAUGUUUGGACUUUGUGAGUCAGUGAAGCAGGCUGUGGAACUGAGGCGUAAUUUAAAUGAAGAAAACAGAAUCGACAAUCCUUUUUAUGGAAUGAAUAGGACUUUGAAAAAAAGAAAGAAGAUGGAAAAAGCCUCUACCUGCAAAGCUUCAUCCUCAAAACAACCACGACUUCUGCCUCACGGGUCACCGAGCAACUGUCUUAACAUACUGUCGCCGGUAACAACCAACCCAGCGAUUUUUCCUCUCUCUGCUUUUGGCCUGUCCGAGCACAAUAUAAGCCCUCUUCACUUUGGCCCUUUCUCUGCUCUCAUCUCCACUGACGCUGCAACAUCUAGACAACUUUCUGACAAGUCGAACAUGGAUGGCCAAAAAGUCAAACUGGAGAGGAGGGUGAGAGAAAGUAGUAACUUGAGACGACAAGGUGUGGAUGAAGAGGACAGAGGGGGCAGAGGGGUGCAGAGGGAGGUGAGACAAAGCACUGGUACUUUUGAGAAAGAGCUGCAAAAUAGAGGAGAGGAGGCAGAAAGCAACAGCUAACAUGACACCAGUGCACAGAAGCAUCAAAGAAACUUAAGAAGGAAUAGGUGCUCUCAAAGUGAAGUAUUACAGCUGCGGGCAGACAGACCUCAACUGAAUUAUUGAUGUGUAUGACAUGAUGGGACUAAUAUUGUCUGGAUUUGGAUGACAUCAUAACGUUUAAUAUGACUGGAGUGAUUAAUUGGAUGAAAAGAGACAAAAUAAGUGCUGUUAAUACGCUGAUUGUUUUGGUUUGAUAAAUAUCGCAUAAAAAGGGCAUUCUCACUAAUAUUAUAAUAUGAUAUGGCAUUUCAUAUGAAGAUACCAUGUUAUCCUGUCCCCAUCUGAACAUAGUCUGUAUAUAAGCCGAGUACCCUAGUAUUUGUGACAUUAGAGCCUGAAACAGUACAUUUGAUAAACCGUUUCUAUUUGGGUUUGCAGACAUUGCAUUUGAAGGUAGCAAUUGAAUAUACUGUA